CAGGAAAUAAGUCUAACUGCACAGAAAAUUAAUAUUUUUGCAACUAAUCUCAUGCAUUUUUAAAUUUAAGUAUCAAUAGCAAAGGCAUCAUAGAUAGUUAGGUAGAAAAGAGAUACCUAGUAUCAUGGAAUUCCAAGGUAAAGCAGCUUUUUACAUCAGCCCAAAGUACAGGUAACUAAUUGCGCAGUACUGACAGGUUCUUGGUUAAAAGCUGUUAAGUUCCCUGGACCGAUCUCUUCAGGAAUAUCACUUGAACUUUUGGAAUUGCUUUUCAAGUUGUACAGCAAUGCAUUGUUAGAAUGGAAAAACGACUACUUCUCAGCUUAGGCUGGCUAUGGAUUACAAUACUUUUACUAAAAGGAGGAUCUUUGCUCACACAAGUGUUGGUUCCUUUACAGCGGAGAAUAUAACAGAUUCUACACAAUCAACAAAUGCUGAUAGCACACCAUCUACAACUCUGCCACCUAACAAAGUAAACAUAGCAGCCAUUGUGGCUCCAUGUGUCAUUGGUGGGGUGAUAGUUCUAGCUAUCAUUCUGACUUUUCUAAUUUUAAAACUGCGUGAGAAACGUCAGACUGAAGGGAACUACAGCCCGAGCAACCAGGAGCAGACGGGAUCACGCUUGGAAAUGAACAAUACCCUUAAACUACCACCAGAAGAGCGCCUUAUCUGAAAUGUUCAGGCUCUGUGAUGCACAAGACUUGAGGUUUUAUGGUGGAAGGAGUAGGAGAAGUCAACAGAUCCCAGGUAUUCCCUGUGCUACUUAAUGAGUUAGGAGAAAGAGAAAUGUUACAAAGCUGUCCAGCUCAAAGUGUGUGUGUUUUCUUUAAACCAUGGCAGCUUCAAAGCUAACCCUGCAUGGAUUAUCCUUAAACUGUUUAACCUUUUCGACUCUUGUCAGCAGGAUGUGGAAACCUGGACCUCAGAGAUUCUGCUGUAUG
This is a messenger RNA of Carcharodon carcharias (great white shark), 941 nucleotides long. RefSeq names its product protein crumbs homolog 3-like. The transcript is spliced from 3 exons. The record is from RefSeq and is a predicted model, not a curated record. Bases 335 to 673 code for a protein of 112 amino acids. NCBI's taxonomy places the organism in Eukaryota, Metazoa, Chordata, Chondrichthyes, Lamniformes, Lamnidae.